Molecule: messenger RNA, 2698 nt
Organism: Larimichthys crocea (large yellow croaker)
Lineage: Eukaryota; Metazoa; Chordata; Actinopteri; Sciaenidae
Product: basic immunoglobulin-like variable motif-containing protein
Exons: 10
Coding region: 226-1743 (505 amino acids)
Cellular component (GO): nucleus
Molecular function (GO): DNA endonuclease activity; single-stranded DNA binding
Source: RefSeq, a predicted model, not a curated record
AUCACUACUGGCAGGAAGUGGAUACAGGUCAGCAGGACGUUUCGGAGGAUUGUUAUCGUUUAUUUGUAACAUUUUUAUCAUGUCCCAGGCUGACGUGCACCUUUAUUUCAUGAUGUGUGGUUAGCUUGACGUCUUUGCUCACUCCCGGCUCCAGACAUCGCUCGAGGCAAGAUUUCAGCGUCACAAUCAGCUGAUUCUGUCAUCCAUCAUAUAAGUGGCUGUUCAAUGCCUAAUACAUCAGAAGGUCAAGGAGCAAACCUAUCGGGGCCAGCAGAUCCGUCCCGGCUGCAAAGGCCCGCUGAUGGAGAGGAGGAACGCAGUCUGAUCAGCUCCCUAGCCCGGGAUGCUGCAAGAGUAAGGAGGGCUUCGAGUGCCGAACUUCACCUGCCGUGGACCUGCCCGGUCACACACUCCCGUGAGAAGUUUUACACGGUCUGCUCCGAUUAUGCUCUUCUCAACCAGGCUGCUUCUGUGUACUGUCCCCCAAACACAGCCAGGGAUGUGGUCCCAAACAAGCAGGAUGAUGGGCCUUCGUUCGUGAAGCCCAAACCCUCAGUUGAGUUCAGUGCCGGCCAGUCUGGAGGGAGCCAUGUGGGAUCAGAUGGGGACUACGACAUGGUGGAAGUCACCUCUAAGCCUAUUUUGGCGUGGGAAAUUGAUACCACAGACUUCAAUGCUGUGCUCACUCGAAAAACAAGAACAAGCAAUGUGAAGAAAUGCACCAAGAAGAUGAAGUCAUCAGACAGGCCGAGCCGAAACCUGCAAGACGCUUCUCCUCACGCCUCACUGGAGGAGAUCAAACAGAGAAAAGUGCUAGACCUUAGAAGAUGGUACUGCAUCAGUCGGCCUCAGUACAAAACUUCGUGUGGAAUCUCUUCACUGGUGUCCUGCUGGAACUUCUUGUACAGCACUCUGGGUGCAGGAAGUCUUCCACCCAUUUCUCAGGAGGAGGCUCUGCAUAUUCUGGGUUUCCAGCCGCCUUUUGAAGAAAUCAAGUUUGGUCCUUUCACUGGCAACGCUACACUAAUGCGGUGGUUUAGACAAAUCAACGACAAUUUCCGAAUCCGAGGUUGCUCCUAUAUUCUGUACAAACCACACGGAAAACACAAGACUGCAGGUGAAACAGCUGAAGGAGCGUUGAUGAAGCUGACACAAGGGCUAAAGGACGAGUCCAUGGCUUACAUUUACCACUGCCAGAACCACUACUUCUGCCCAGUGGGCUUUGAAGCCACGCCACUGAAAGCAGCAAAAGCGUACAGGGGCCCUCUACCCACAAAUGAAACAGAGUAUUGGAUUCUUAUUGGUGAGCCCAGUAGGAAACACCCAGCUAUUCACUGUAAAAAAUGGCUCGACAUUGUGACUGACCUCAACACACAAAAUCCAGAGUACCUUGACAUCCGUCACACAGAGAGAGGCAUUCAGCGCCGCAAAACCAAAAAGGUGGGUGGCAACCUGCACUGCAUCAUGGCCUUCCAGAGGGUGAACUGGCAGAAGCUCGGCCCCUGGGCUCUAAACCUGGAGAACCUGCGCCACGACUUCCACCACUCGGGCACGGAGCGAGCCCACGGGAGCGGCGCGGAGGAAACGGAGGAGAGAACAUCAUCCAAGCGCCUGGCCUACCUGGGACGCUCGCAAAGUAUGGGAAGCCAGAAAGAGACCAACUGGAAACGCAUGUCCAACACUGCAGAGUACAGACAGAGGAGCUCCCCUGACAGCGAUCUUGAAGAAGACAUCACAGACUGAAAAGGUUUAUUAGGACACACAAAGGUGGGGGGCAUCAAAUAACAGACAUUACAAUACAGUACGGUAGCCACUUUAAAUGGGUAAGUCUGGUGUAAUUCUAUAUUUUACUGCCAAAAAAUCCCAUAAAAAGACCAAAACCUUCAACCUUCACCCUGCCUGUGGCUCUCAGCCUAAAAUACAUCUUUUAAAUAUACAGUUUCAUUUUUAAACCUGCAAUAACUGACUUGUUUGGCCACUUUGGGUCAACGGAAACAAGUCACACACUUGACAUAUCAUCAUGUUUUCAACCGAUAUGAUGAACUUGAGCAGACAGUUGCUUAGUCACAGUUAUGGAGCUACAUUAGCCAUUCAUUUAGGGGUCGUCCAGUAUUCGCUCUCUUGUAGCUCCGAGUGAAACAUCUGACUCUUCAGCUGCUAAAUGCUCCACUCUGUUCACCAGCCACCUGCUAACUGUUUCCGUCUGCUGUUUGGUGCUGAGCAGGUACUGUACAGUGAGUUUUUAGAGCUGCCUGCUUCGGAUACACAGACACUUUUCAUGGGAUUUGUUGACAAUAAGAAAAUGAUAGAAUAUCACCCAACUUAUGCUUAAGUGUUGGUAAAUGAAUGUAGAUUCUCAGACGUCAUUUUUGGGGCCAUGUUGUAGUUUUUAAUGCUUUAAACAAAGUAUUCUGUGAAAGUCAGCGUUGGUGACAGCGUGCCGACUGAAAUAUUCGCUUCUGCCUCAUCACCAACAACUGCUUUAAAUCAAUAAGAACGGCAGCUACACAAAUGAGCCAGAUUAAAUGAACAUUUAGCAGCGUGCGUCUCUCAGCAGAGGUCUUACUAUUACUGUUUUUAUGCGUAUUAAGGCAGAGAAAACGCAAACUCUCAGACUGCUGUUUGAGCUUCUAAUGCACCGGAUGCAAACAAAGGUAAAGUAUGUUAUAUAAAACAGGGAAAAAUAGUCAUGUGUAUG